Molecule: messenger RNA, 240 nt
Organism: Dentiscutata erythropus
Lineage: Eukaryota; Fungi; Glomeromycota; Glomeromycetes; Diversisporales; Gigasporaceae
Source: the annotation of a GenBank genome assembly
GUGUCGAACGACUAGAGGAACGACUAGAGGAGGAUUUACCAGAAGAACGACUACGACUACGACCACCGCGUGGCAUUUUUGAAAUAACUGAUAAAACACCCAAAGAUCAGAUUUCUCGUAUUGCGAAGAUGUUAGCAGAUGAAUAUGGAACUGCUUCUAACAUAAAAUCUCGGGUUAAUCGAUUAUCAGUGUUGGCUGCAAUUACAUCAACACAACAAAGAUUGAAAUUAUACACUAAGG